UCCUCCGGAUUUUUGAAAUGCCUCUAUUUUAUUCUAUCAGCGGGAGGCAGAUUCUCGUCAGGGCCGCGUCCAUUUCUUCUUCCAUAGGGAGGUCCGUGCUGGAGUGAAUUUUGCUGAAUUGAAUUAUGAAUAACACGUAUUCUCCUAAUUGACAGUUCAGAAUUUUCUGACGUUUCCAAACAUUUGUAUUUGCAUUGGUUAUUUGGUCAUGUACUUUUAAAAAAAAAAUACAUUUUGACCCCCCCCCCUUCUUAGAAAACAUGGUACGCCCCACUCCCUGCCGUUAGCCGUUGUUGUAUCCAAUGCUAGUGAACAGAUAUGUUGGGAUACCAACUAGCUACACGGCGGCAUUAAAGCCACGAAAAGAUGAGCCUGCACGGGAUUAAAACAAUAAAACAAACAACAGGAAGUCUGGAAAAACUUUGCCCAACAGUGCCCAAACUUUGGUAGACUCCAACCCGAGUCACUUCCCGUCAGUUUCGAGCGUGUUAGCAUUGUUUCACCUCAACACUAUUCCCGUUGGACGCGGGUUUUUUUUUUUUUUCUUCCCCCCGGAGCGGUCCAGUCUGAUGAAUUCUCCGAAAAAAGACGCAGAUGACGAUGUGCCCGUUAAGGACCCGGUGAAAUACGGCGAAUUGGUCAUUUUAGGGUACAAUGGCUCUCUACCCAGCGGAGAUCGCGGGCGCAGGAAGAGCCGCUUCGCUCUGUACCGACGGGCCAAGGCCAACGGGGUCAAACCCAGCGCCGUGCACAUCCUCAACACGCCGCAGGACGGCAAGGCGGUGCACAGCAGGGGGCAGCACAGCAUCUCUUUCACUCUGUCUCGCAACCAGACGGUGGUGGUGGAGUACUGCCAUGACAACAGCACAGACAUGUUCCAGAUCGGACGCUCCACAGAGAGCCCCAUUGACUUUGUGGUGACGGACACCUCCGGGGGGGGGAAGGAGGGGGAGGACCCCUCCAUCGCUCCGAGCACCAUCUCGCGUUUUGCCUGCCGGGUGGUGUGCGAACGCAGCCCGCCUUACACCGCGCGGAUCUACGCCGCUGGCUUUGACUCCUCCAAAAACAUCUUCCUAGGGGAGAAAGCAACCAAAUGGAAGAACCCCGACGGGCACAUGGACGGGCUGACCACCAACGGCGUGCUGGUGAUGCACCCGGAGGGGUUCCCAGAGGACCCCAAGCAGGGUCUGUGGAGGGAGAUCUCCGUCUGCGGCGACGUCUACGCCCUGCGCGAGACGCGCUCCGGCCCCACCCGGGGAACACUGGCGGAGGGGGAGAGCAGCGCGCUGCGCGACGGUUCCCUGGUGGACCUGUGCGGCGCCACCCUGCUGUGGCGCACGGGCGAGGGCCUCAUGCGCUCCCCCACCCUGCGUCACCUGGAAGCACUCCGCCAGGAGCUCAACGCGUCCCGGCCCCAGUGUCCGGUGGGCCUGAGCACGCUGGCCUUCCCCAGCCUGCCCCGCAGCCACAGCCUCGAGGAGCGCCAGCCCUGGGUCUACCUCACCUGCGGCCAUGUCCACGGGCGCCACGACUGGGGCCAGAGGUCGGAGGGCGUGGCGCAGCCGCGAGAGGGCGAGGGCUCGACCGCCCGCCGAGAAUGCCCCCUGUGCCGCAGCGUGGGGCCCUACGUGCCCCUGUGGCUGGGCUGCGAGCCGGCCGUGUACGUGGACGCCGGGGCUCCCACUCACGCCUUUGUGCCGUGCGGCCACGUCUGCUCGGAGAGGACAGCCAGGUACUGGGCGGAGACGCCGCUCCCGCACGGGACGCACGCCUUCAGGGCCGUCUGCCCCUUCUGCUCCGCCGCCCUCAGCAGCCCCGGCUGGACGCGGCUCAUCUUCCAGGGCCCCAUCGACUAGCCCGCCGUCCCCAGGCGACGGCAGGAUGCCCGGGGCCGCGUCCACCUCGCAGCGCUGUCACGUUGUUCGUCAAACAGCGUCCAUCGCCGUUCCUGGAUGUAGCCCGCCGCUUAGUCCCCGCCCCCCGUUCGUCCCUCAGUGCUUGUUGGCUGGUAUAAAAAAAAGACAAGCUCAGCUGUCACUUACUGUCACGACUGUAUUUAGUGUAACUGGAAGAUUCCGCUGUUUUUUUAUUCCAACUUAAGGUGGGCUUAACGGGAAAGGGGCCUCACAGGUAAAACCAAUUUACACACAGAAGCUUAAAACGAAAAACAAUUAUUUUCACCCCAUCAAGCUAAUUUUACUUUAAUUUCUCCGUCUCGGAAGCCAUGUCUGAAAUGACAAGUAGCUGUUUGCACAAAAAGAAAGGAAUGGCCUUUUUACUCGGUUCAUCUGCGACGCCUCACUGGCCCGCAGCGCCCGCGUGUCCUUAACCCGGUGAAACGCCGCCUCUUGCACUUCUCGGCCCGACGUCCGACCGCAUCUUACAGCGAGCCGCUCAUCCAACAGUAUUUACCCAUCUGGCCUCCAGAUUAUGCAACAAAAACACAAAACACCUUUCACACGUGGUCUCUCUCUCUCUCUGAAGACCUUCCCGACCGACCCGGCUGGUGCAUCCGCAGAGCUGUGUGGUCACCACCACUCUGCGUUCGCACAUUACCACACACAAACGCUGAGGCUCCUCGUGCCGUAUGAAGGUUGGAAUAAAAAACCAGCAGACUCUUAGUUGAUCGCUAGAGGGAGCCGCCCCCCCCCAAACCCCACGGCCCAUUCUUACCCGGAUCGUGAAGCCGGCGGAGGAUGAAAACCGGGUGAAAUGCACUUCAUAACUCUGCAGCAAUAAUAGCAGUCCCAUAGAUAAGCUCGACGUUGUGUAGAUCUGCCCAAAUGGUUUCCAGGUAAAGGGCUCGACCAGAGGCGUGUUCAAUGUCACCAUUUGUUUUAUUUCCAGAUGUGGUGGUGUGUGUGUGUGUGUGUGCGUGUGCGUGAGAGAGACAUUUAACCAAAGCACACUAGAAUUUAAAGACGAGCAACUGAAACCCCCGACAUUUAUUUAAAUGCUCGCUUCAGACGCAUUUAUAGCCUCAACACGCAGAAGAACACGUCAGACGAACCAAUCACGUCGCUUCUGCUACUUUGGACACACUUCUGGUUGCUGAAUUAUGCUAAACAGGGUCCGUGUUAGAAUAACCUCAAAAGAUAACCUUUUUUGUUGUUGUUGUUGUUUCAAAGAAAACUAUUUUGUUAGGAAACGGGGAGGAAUUCUUUUAGAUGUUCAGUGUUAUAAAAAAAAAAAAAAAAAACUAUUUUUCUAACUGAUAAGUUUGACUCUGUGUAAGCAGGUUCCGUAUGUUUGUUCUGGCGUGGUAGAUCUUCGGAGGGCGUGUGAGUGACAAAACGUCGCCAACACUGUGUACGACAAACACACACUUGACACACUGCUACCGUGAAAACAUUGCCCAGACAAUGAAUGUAGCCAAAUACUCAGGCUAUAUUUAGCCUCCCUGGUGCUCAUAUUGAAUGGUCUAUAUUGUGAUACUAUUUUUGUAACUGAAUAUCAUGGUGUUGCUUGGUGAACUUGCUUGGGGGGGAAGGAAGAAAAAAAAAAAAAGAGAGAGUCUGAUCACUUUCAAUAGUAGCCUGGAGUGUGGAAGACGUAUAAUUGGUAUCGCACCCUCGCAUGGAAAUAGCGUGUAGCUUGCAUGUGCUGAACGUACACGUCCGGCAUGUCCACCUCUCCGUACACUCACUCAAAGACUUUGCACGGCCCAUCGCCGACCUGCUGCCUGCGCCGAGGGCGUCCGCCGCAGGCCGAGACGUCUUCCCAGCCCUCGGCCGGUGAAACGGCAGCAUUUCAGUUUCGUUUUUAGUUUUAGAAGACCUCGCUAAAAGAAACAUAUAUAUACAAUAUAUACGUAUAUACAUUCACUCACCUAAAGGAUUAUUAGGAACACCACACUAAUACUGUGUUUGACCCCCUUUCGCCUUCAGAACUGCCUUAAUUCUAUGUGGCAUUGAUUCAACAAGGUGCUGAAAGCAUUCUGUAGAAAUGUUGGCCCAUAUUGAUGGACAGCAUCCUGCAGUUGAUGGAGAUCUGUGGGAUGCACAUCCAGGGCACGAAGCUCCCGUUCCACCACAUCCCAAAUCCGCUCUAUUGGGUGGAGAUCUGGGGACUGUGGGGGCCAUUUUAGUACAGCGAACUCAUUGUCAUGUUCAAGAAACCAAUUAGAAAUGAUUGGAGCUUUGUGACCUGGCGCUUUAUCCUGCUGGAAGUAGCCAUCAGAAGAUGGGUAUAUGGUGGCCAUAAAGGGAUGAACAUGGUCAGAAACACUGCUCAGGUAGGCUGUGGCAUUUAAACGAUGCCCAAUUGGCACUAAGGGGCCUAAAGUGGGCCAAGAAAACAUCCCCCACACCAUGACACCACCACCAGCAGCCUGCACAGUGGUGACAAGGCGUGAGGGAUCCAUGUUCUCAUUCUGACUACCAUCUGAACGUCUCAACACAAAUCCAGACUCAUCAGACCAGGCAACAUUUUUCCAGUCUUCAACUGUCCAAUUUUGGUGACCUCUUGCAAAUUGUAGCCUCUUUUUCCUAUUUGUAGUGGAGAUGAGUGGUACCGGUACCGGUGGGGUCUUCUGCCUCAAGGUUUUGCGUGUUGUGGCUUCACAAACGCUUUGCUGCUCACCUCGGUUGUAACGAGUGGUUAUUUCAGUCAAAGUUGCUCUUCUAUCAGCUUGAAUCAGUCGGCCCGUUCUCCUCUGACCUCUAGCAUCAACAAGGCGUUUUCGCCCACACGACUGCAGCAGGACUGGAUGUUUUUCCCUUUUCACACCGUUCCUUGUAAACCCUAGAAACGGUUGCGAGCGUGAAAAUCCCAGUAACUGAGCAGAUGGUGAAAUACUCAGACGCCAACAACCAGGCCACGCUCCAAAUUGCUUAAAUCGCCUUUCUUUCCCAUUGUGACAUUCAGUUUGGAGUUCAGGAGAUUGUCUUCACCAGGACCACACCCCUAAAUGCAUUGAAGCAACUGCCAUGUGAUGGGUUGCAUUAAUGAGAAAUUGAACAGGUCUUCCUAAUAAUCCUUUAGGUGUGUGUGUGUGUGUGUGUGUGUGUGUAUCCCACAGUCUGUAGUGUUUGGGAAUUGCUGUGGCUCAGGAUUUACAGAUGUUGAGUUCACAGCUACAGGCUCCCGGGGGCUCUCGCACAGAGUUGUGUGUCCAAAGCGCUUGUGAAGCGCUUUGGACACACAACUCUGUGCGAGAGCCUCGUCCCGAUGUGAAUGCCCAAUGUGAGAGGAGCGCGGUUGGGUGUGUGGCCUCCGGUCAGCCACACGCAGGGCACAAGCAAAACAUCUGGAUCAGCUGCACGCCAAAUCCAGUCCAACGCGUGCAUCAGUUACCGUAACACCGUUUGGCAUGUGGCACCCUCAGUGGCUUCUAGUUUACAGGCGGACAUAUUUAUUCUCCUUCCCUUUUCCUUUAUUUUAUUCUUGUUCCAACCCUCUUUGGGUUACAGGUGUCUUUAUGCAAGUUUCACUCGGGUUUUUUUUUUUU
Pungitius pungitius (ninespine stickleback) is the source of this 5449-nucleotide messenger RNA. RefSeq names its product E3 ubiquitin-protein ligase pellino homolog 2. Gene Ontology annotation, biological process: protein polyubiquitination; regulation of Toll signaling pathway. Gene Ontology annotation, molecular function: ubiquitin protein ligase activity; protein binding. Lineage: Eukaryota; Metazoa; Chordata; Actinopteri; Perciformes; Gasterosteidae. The transcript has 7 exons. Bases 570 to 1856 code for a protein of 428 amino acids. The record is from RefSeq and is a predicted model, not a curated record.